AUGUCGACUUCCGAGCCCACGAACGGCGCCGGCAUCAAAGAACCCGCGCAUCUGAUCGAUGUCGAGCGACAGUCCCGAGCGAACACGGUGACCGCUGAAGCCCCGAAGUCGCUGGGAGCAGGUUCUGCCCUCGCUCUAGGCGCAUUCGGCACAACCCUCACCACUCUAUCGCUCAGUCUCAUGGAAUGGCGCGGCGUGACAACCGCCAACGUCUUCGUCGGCAACUUCUUCUUCAUCUCAGCAUUCGGUCUCGUGGUCACCGCGCAAUGGGAACUCUCUGUCGGGAAUGGCUUCGCGUACACGGUCUUUAGUGCUUUCGGUCUUUUCUACGCCGGCUAUGGCGCCAUCCUCACGCCUGCCUUCGGCGUCCUAGAGUCUUACAACGGCGACAUGACCCAGUACAACAACGCGCUGGGCUUCUUCAUGAUCCUGUGGACGGUCUUCGUCUUCACGUUCCUGAUCGGCUCCCUGCCCAGCAACUUGGCCUACAUCGCGGUGUUCUUUCUCGUGGAUAUGGGCUUUUUGACGGUCGCGGCGAGCUACUUUGCCGAGGCGGACGGGCACCAUGCGUCGUCUGUGGCGCUGAAAAAGGCCGGCGGCGGGUUCUGCUUCGUGGCGGGCUUGGUGGGUUGGUAUAUUGUGUUUCAUUUGCUUCUGAAGGAUGCGUUGGUGGAGUUGCCGUUGGGGGAUACGUCGAGGUUCUUUGCAAAGGGGGUGAAGGAGGAGGAAUAA
Molecule: messenger RNA, 732 nt
Organism: Aspergillus steynii IBT 23096
Lineage: Eukaryota; Fungi; Ascomycota; Eurotiomycetes; Eurotiales; Aspergillaceae
Exons: 3
Coding region: 1-732 (243 amino acids)
Cellular component (GO): plasma membrane
Molecular function (GO): acetate transmembrane transporter activity
Source: RefSeq, a predicted model, not a curated record